This is a messenger RNA of Ictalurus punctatus (channel catfish), 2299 nucleotides long. RefSeq names its product mucolipin TRP cation channel 2 (gene mcoln2). Gene Ontology annotation, molecular function: NAADP-sensitive calcium-release channel activity. Bases 123 to 1805 code for a protein of 560 amino acids. Gene Ontology annotation, cellular component: membrane. The record is from RefSeq and is a predicted model, not a curated record. The transcript has 14 exons. NCBI's taxonomy places the organism in Eukaryota, Metazoa, Chordata, Actinopteri, Siluriformes, Ictaluridae.
ACCCCACCCACUGAGGAGCCACCAGGUUUAUGAUUGGUCAACAGCUUUUUGUGUUAAAGUGCAACGGUUUAGGGAAGAUGAUCAGUCACUCUGCAUUCUAACCAGUUGUAUGAGCAUGGAGCAUGGAGCUGCUUGUCAUGCCAAAUGUCGAUCCUACAAGUAACUCCAUGUCCACGAGCUUUGACCAGACAUUGGAAGAAAGCCUACGAGAUGACCUGCGAUAUUACUUCAUGAGUCCCUGUCAGAAAUACAGAGCACGGCGACAGCUACCAUGGAAGUUGACAGUACAGAUUUUAAAAAUAGCCAUGAUUACAACUCAGCUUAUUCUCUUCGGGCUUAACAACCAGCUCGUAGUGACCUACAAAGAAGAGAACUUGAUGGCCUUCAAGACUUUGUUCCUGAAGAGCUACAGUGGUGUGGAAGAGGAUGACUAUAGUGUAGCUGCCUAUACUAAACAGAGUGUCUUUGACCAUCUAUACUACAUCAUAGAUCAGUACUCUCAGUUAGACCAGCUGUCUGUGGGCUCUGUCAGCUAUGCCGAGGAGGAUGGAAAGCUACUUCCUUUGGUCAUCUGUAAAGAGUACUACAGACCGGGUAGCGGGAAGCAUUCUGAAGAAACCUACAAUAUAGAUGCCCAAACUGAGUCAGCUUGCUUAACUUUGGAUCCCAGAUCUGCUGCAACAUGCACUACUAGAAAUGCCUCUUUUUUUGAGAUUGACUUUUGCAGACUUGUCACUAUUGAAAUCUCAUUCCGGCUUAAUGGAAUCAACCUACAAACUGUCCUUUCACAUGAGUUACCUGAUUGUUACACUUUUGCUGUUUUGGUUACAUUUGACAAUCGGUGCCAUAGUGGAAAAGUGAAAAUUACCCUUGGUAUCGAUGCUGUUAGCAGUGCAUGCAAAAACUGGAAGAUUUCAGGAACUGCUCAGAAGAACACUCACUAUCUUCUCAUUUUUGAUGCUGCUGUUAUCCUAGUGUGUCUGGUCUCUUCUGUGCUUUGCGUUCGCUCUAUAUUUCUUGCAAUUAGAUUACUUCAGAGAUUUUCCAAGUUCUGUGUUCGGAAGUACAAUAAUAAAGUAUGUGAGGAUGACCAACGAGAGUUUUUAAAUGGCUGGUACAUCUUGGUAAUUAUCAGUGAUGUUAUGGCAAUCAUAGGGUCAAUACUGAAGAUGGAAAUUCAGGCAAAGAGCCUGACAAACUAUGAUGUGUGUAGCAUCUUUUUAGGAACAUCCACACUCAUGGUCUGGGUUGGGGUCAUCAGAUAUUUAGGUUACUUCCAGAAGUAUAAUGUUCUUAUCCUUACUAUGCAGGCAGCCCUACCCAAGGUUCUCCGCUUCUGCUGCUGUGCAGGAAUGAUUUAUCUGGGCUACACUUUCUGUGGGUGGAUCGUUUUAGGGCCCUACCAUGAAAAGUUUGAGGGUCUGAGCCGCGUGGCCGAAUGCCUCUUCUCCCUGGUGAACGGGGACGACAUGUUCCCGACGUUUGCCGAAUUCCCGCAAAAGAACAUCAUGGUGUGGCUGUUCAGCAGGGUCUACCUCUACUCUUUCAUCUCCCUCUUCAUCUACAUGGUGCUCAGCCUUUUCAUAGCUCUCAUCACAGAUGCUUAUGAGAGUAUCAAGCGCUACCAGAAAAACGGGUUUCCCAUGACAGAGCUGCAGCUGUUCCUGAGUGUGAAGAAAGAGGUCCCAGAGGGGGAGGAUGUAGAAAAUGGAGAGGAAGGCAGCACCCAUAGCGUCUCCUCCUUCACUAUGCUGUGUGGCUGCAAAAGAGUUUCCAAAGACGAUUGCACCGUUCUCAUCAGCUGAUAGAGAACAACCAAAUGAUCUCAGGCAAGGCUGACUUCAGUGGAAAAAUCUGUGAUUACAGACUCUUGUGCAUUUCAAAAUGCUUCCAUUGUACUGUGUAUAAUGUAUACCAUCUACCCUAUAGUUUACAUGUAAAUCCGGGAUGGGAACAUAACGCGCAUUAGCCAAAUGAAGAAGACGAUCAGUAACAUCCAUGAAGAGGACUAGAAUAUAAUUAAGGCUCAGGAGUAAAAAAGAUUUACCGGGAAAUUCAUGUUACGAAGAAGCGCAACGUUACCCCUGCCGUAUGUUACAAAUGCAGGAAAGGGGACUAUUUUCUGUUUGCUCAUUAACAGAAGUAAACUGCUAAAUCUAUUUCAAGGAAAUAGCUCCAAUGCAAUGCAUGAACUAUUACCCAGAGGUUAGAUAUUGUUAAGAAACUUCAGCAAAUGGAUUGUAUUCAGCAAGUUUAAUGAUUGUACCUUGAAGAAGCUUAUAAACUCUGGCAAAAAUGA